CUUCGAUCGAUAAAUGAUACAGUGGGUGCGAAACGACGGCCGUGUAUAAUUAUGGUGUGUAGCUAAGGUUACUGUAUUAUUACUUGGCAACUAUUGAGAUGUCGAAUUCCAAUAAUAUACAGAAAGCGAUUGCACUAGUUGCAAAGGCCACAGAAGAAGACAAGGCAAAAAAUUAUGAAGAAGCAUUAAGACUUUAUGAAAAUGGGGUGGAGUACUUUAUACAUUGCAUCAAAUAUGAAGCCCAUGGAGACAUAGCAAAGGAAAAAAUCAGAGCGAAAUGUAGCUCAUAUCUAGAACGAGCCGAGCAGUUGAAAAAACACCUUGCCAAGAAACAAAGUAAGAAAAAGGGCAAUGAAAAUGAAGGAAGGAAACAUAACAACAAUUAUGCCAGUGGCGGUGACAAUGAAGAGAAUAAAAAAUUGCAAGGCCAGCUUCAAGGUGCAAUUGUUAUGGAGAAACCAAACGUUCAAUGGUCAGAUGUCGCAGGUCUUGACGCAGCCAAAGAGGCUUUGAAAGAAGCUGUUAUUCUACCAAUCAAAUUCCCUCACCUUUUCACGGGCAGGCGUCAACCAUGGCGAGGUAUCUUGCUAUUCGGGCCCCCAGGUACGGGUAAAUCUUACUUAGCAAAAGCAGUGGCAACAGAGGCUAAUAAUUCGACCUUCUUUUCCGUGUCAUCUUCAGAUUUGGUGUGUAAGUGGGUUGGAGAAAGUGAACGGUUAGUGAAGCAGCUCUUUGAAAUGGCUCGUGAUCACAAACCCUCCAUCAUCUUCAUCGAUGAGGUAGACUCGAUGUGCGGUGAACGUGGGAGUAAUGAGAGCGAAUCAGCCAGGCGUAUCAAAACGGAGUUCUUGGUACAGAUGCAAGGUGUUGGUAACAACAAUGACGGUAUUCUGGUAUUAGGCGCUACCAACAUUCCAUGGGUCUUAGAUUCAGCAAUCCGAAGAAGGUUUGAAAAGAGAAUCUUCAUUACCCUACCAGAAGAAUCAGCAAGGACGCAUAUGUUCAGAAAUCUUAUGGGCACAAUAAAAUCGACGCUGAAGGAAAGCGACUACAGAGAUUUGGGCAAAGGAAGUGCAGGUUACUCAGGAGCAGAUAUCAGUAUUGUUGUAAGAGAUGCUCUGAUGCAACCAGUAAGAAAGAUUCAAUCUGCCACUCACUUUCGGCGUGUACGUGGAGCUAAUCCAAAUGACCCUAAUGUUAUAGUAGACGACCUAUUGGAGCCGUGUUCUCCAGGCGCAUUAGGCGCAAUUGAGAUGAAUUGGACAACUGUCCCAGCUGAAAAACUCAUUGAGCCACCUGUCACAAUGAAUGAUCUAAAGAGUUCAUUAAAAGACACGAGGCCUACUGUUUUUGAAGACGAUAUUGAAAAGCUUUCCGAGUUCAUGAAAUACUUUGGAGAAAAGGGUUAACACAUAUUCGUGGUAGGAGGAUGGCUGAAAUGCUGAAGAGUCAAAGUUAGCAUCAUUAUAAUCAAAGAACACAUUAUACAGUACAAGAUCAUGGCUAAAAGUAAUUCGCUCCAGUUAAAAAGUCACCUGUUCCAGUUUAAAAUAGCCAGGCCAAAUUAAAAAGACGUGAAUGAUAGUAGUCUGGUCUAAAAUAAUAAAAUGCAUAGGUCAAAAACUAGUAUUGUUCCACUACGCAUUAGCAAAAACUAAUCGGAAUUAAAUUCUCAAAGAAGCCCGGAUGGUACAGUUGGUAAGGCGUCUACAAAAAACAGUAGAAGGAUUGUUCUAAUUCUGGCUGGGGAAAUGUUUUCAUAAUGUUAGAGAGACGGAGAGGGGAGGAGGGGAAGGGGUGGAGAGAGAUUAAAAAUGUAUGUAUACAGUAUAGCAGUAUGCAGUAUAGGAAUACGAUUUUCAUAUUUGUAAAAGAGUUUCCCCAAUAAUGUUAUAUUUCACAAUUGUUUGGGACGCUGUAAUUGGUCUUGUGAACACCAUUGGGUUUUCACUUAAUGGUUGAAUGUAUACUGUUAAAUAUAUUAAAGAGUUUAUAAUGUCUAAUUCGAGAGACUCUUUUCUGAUUGUGUGGCAUUACAAAGUGCUCUAUAAUAAAGUCCAAACAAAAUAAUUAAGACAAACCAUUAAUUGUAUAAUCAUUAGUAGGCCUAUAGUCUCUUAAAGGAUGAAUACUAGAUACUUUUCAGAAUUUGGCAACUCUCUUUACGAGUAGAAGUGCUUGCAUUAAUUAGAAAUAAAUGGUCAAAUGACAUAAACCUUAAACUACAACUGGUUUUUUGGAUUUAAAUAGUCUUAUUCCAUUGCUAUGCAACAAAGUUUGUUCAACAAGUCAAAAUGUUUAACCGCAUUGUGGCUAUGUUAGAAGAAUUCAGGUAAAGGUUGGGCGACACAAUCUCUGCAGCUCGUUGGCUAUUGACACUGUCACAUCCUGUAGCUUUUAUUGCAAUAUCAGACAAUCCAUUAAUGUAUGAGAUUUUAAAUUAAAUAUUUUAUUUAACUGUUAACUGUUGACUAUUAACUGUGCACCAGUCCUCCAUAAAUGAUAACGAAGAAAUGUAACUUAAGGAUAACCCACUUACCCAAACAUUAUUCGCAUAUGCAAAUUAGUAAGAGAAGACGUGAAAUUAUCUGUCACCAAUACAAAAUAUUAUGACGUCAACUCUGUUUAUAGACAUGAACUUUGUUAUUGCAAUCUUGUGACACUCGCUCAAUAUUCUCAAUUUCAUUGUCAGUAUAUCCAAAAAAAACUUUAAAUUACCGAAGUAAAGCGUCGUAACAGUUAAUGCUGAAAGAAAAUGAGCUUAUCUAAAUCAUAGAGAGGACAGAUUCCAACAAUAACCCUAUGCAGGCAAAGAGGCGAUUUUUAAACUGAAAACAUUCAAUCUCACUCUUUUAUUUUCAAACAUGUUAUAUUACUUUAGAAUACUGAUUAUUGAAAAUUUAGAGAGCAGAAACCAAAAAAUAAUAUAUUCUCAUUUUUUAGAACUUACAUAAAAAUCUCUUUCAACCUAAACAAUUAUUAGUCCUACUGUACAGGACGACUUUACUCCUGAUUACUUUGUUAUUAAACCAAAUACAUGCAUACAUAAUUCAGAUGAUGCACAAUCACACUUUAUUUUAUAGCAGACGAUUGUUAAGCAGCUAAUGUAAAAUACAAUAUUUUUGUAAACUAACUAAAUAAA
This is a messenger RNA of Anneissia japonica, 3142 nucleotides long. RefSeq names its product vacuolar protein sorting-associated protein 4B-like. Lineage: Eukaryota; Metazoa; Echinodermata; Crinoidea; Comatulida; Comatulidae. Gene Ontology annotation, biological process: vacuole organization; endosomal transport. The record is from RefSeq and is a predicted model, not a curated record. The coding region runs from base 99 to 1409 and encodes 436 amino acids. Gene Ontology annotation, molecular function: ATP hydrolysis activity; ATP binding. The transcript has 10 exons.